Messenger RNA from Episyrphus balteatus (marmalade hoverfly), 1789 nucleotides. It is a transcript of the gene Gr66a, whose product is annotated as gustatory receptor for bitter taste 66a. Gene Ontology annotation, cellular component: dendrite; neuronal cell body; membrane. The transcript is spliced from 6 exons. The coding region runs from base 323 to 1603 and encodes 426 amino acids. Lineage: Eukaryota; Metazoa; Arthropoda; Insecta; Diptera; Syrphidae. The record is from RefSeq and is a predicted model, not a curated record. Gene Ontology annotation, biological process: sensory perception of taste.
AACUUCAUUUUAAUUUUUUUGAUUUUUUGUAACUGCGUUUAAAAAAUGUUGACAUAUUUUUUACUUCCUCAGAUAUUAAUUUUUAAAGACUAUCUUCCUCGUCCACCUUGUCCACCUCAAGUUCUUUACGUAUACCUAGGUACCAUAAAUACAAAUUUUGCACUAAAAAAUUUAAAAGUAAGCAAAAUUUCAAAAUAAAAAAAUCCAACCACAUUUUAACACUUAAACGAAAGAAUUCUGAAGAUACAAAAUUGAGACGACAUCAAUCAAAGGUACUUUAACCUUCGUAAUUGGACUCUUUUUGAACUACAUUGCUCCAGCGAUGUUAGUGAUCGACCAACUAUCAGCAAUAUCGAACCAAGGAAAAAUUGGACAUUUUUUUGAUCGAAUCAAGAGCGUCGAUGAGAAACUUAAUUCCGAAAAUAUCCAUAUUAACAAUAUAACCAUUAAAAGUCGCAUUUCGAUAAUGGUGAUGAUAGCAGUUGGUGCUGAAUUGACAAUAAUGUUGUCAACUUUCUUUUGCUUAGUUGAUAGCACGAAAUGGUAUUCGUUUUUGUGGAUCAUGUCAUGUAUUCCGACAUUAUUUAGUGUUUUCGAUAAAAUUUGGUUCGCAACGCUUUUGUACUGCUUAAAACAAAGAUUCAAAGCCAUCAAUAAUUGCUUGGAUGACUUGGUGGAAAACCAUUAUAAAAUACAACAAUUAAAUGCAUCUAAAAUAAAAACAGAUCUGGUUGGCAGUCAAAGUCAAGGAAGUAUUUUGGAUAUUCAUUCGGGUAACCCUUUUAGGAGUGUGGAGAAGAAGAAAUUAUUUUCUGGCAAAAACAGGGUUGCCAUAUCAAACUCAGGAAAUUCAUUUCGUUACAACAACAACAACAAGGCUAACAAGAUGGUCAAAAUUGACAAUAUAUUGAACAUAACUAGUGAAUUAAGCAAUACUAGCAAAAUGGAUGACAAAUUGAGCAACUUCUGUCAACUACACGAUGAAAUUUGUGAAUUGGGCAAAUGGCUCAAUGAAUUAUGGAGUUAUCCGGUAUUGGUUCUAAUGGCUUAUGGUUUUCUCAUAUUUACGGCUCAAUUAUAUUUUCUUUAUUGCGGAACACAAGGACAGCAUAUCCCAUCUCUCUUUCGGUCUGCGAAAAAUGCUUGGAUCACUACAAUCUAUCUCUUUUACACAUCUGGAAAAUGCAUUUAUCUAAUAUACCUUAGCUGGAAGACGUCUUUGGAAUCUAAACGAACUGGAAUAUGUCUGCACAAAUGUGGAGUAGCAGCGGAUAAUAAUGCAUUUUAUGAAAUAGUAAAUCAUUUAUCCCUGAAGUUGCUCAAUCAUUCGGUAGAUUUUUCAGCUUGUGGAUUUUUUACAUUGGAUAUGGAAACACUUUAUGGGGUUAGUGGAGGAAUAACUAGCUACCUUAUCAUCUUGAUACAAUUUAAUUUAGCCGCGCAACAAGCUAAAGAAGCUGGUACAAGUGCAAAUUACAAUAACGAGACAUCAACUGUAAUGUUCGAGGAAAUUCGGAAUAUUUCACAGCAAGGCUUGUCAAAAAUUGGAAUGCUUGUUGCUUCUAAAAAUUUAGCAUACAUGACAACAGAUAGUCCAUUUUAAAAUUUAACACAGAAGAGUUUACAGAGUUUUUGCAAUUAAUAGUUUUUGACAUGCAGUAGAGAAAAGUAAUAAUUGACACUGACUAUGUACCUAACCUUGGAGUGAUAUACAUAAAAAAGUUAUAUGAAACCAAGUUCUUUUAGUGCAUUCAACUCUAAAAUUUUUUUGACAUUGUAAAUUGAUGUU